AGUAUAAGAGCUGAAGGGAGCGGCGGGCGGCAGACGCCUGGAAACCAUCCCAGACAGCGGAGCCCGAGCCCAGCGGAGUCCCCAGCCCUCUCCAGUCCGCUCCGGGUUCGCGCUUCUCCGCCCCACCAUGGCCCGGGGCCCGGGCCUCGCGCUGCUAUCGCUGUCGCUGCUGCCGCCGCUCCUGCUGCUGGUGGCGGUGAUCGGCCACGCAGCCGCGCAGGACAACUGUACGUGCCCCACCAACAAGAUGACCAUGUGCGAAAGGAGCGGCCCGGGCGGCCGCUGCCAGUGCCGCGCGCUCGGCUCAGGCCUGCUGGUCGACUGCUCCACGCUCACGUCCAAGUGUCUGCUGCUCAAGGCGCGCAUGAGCGCGUCCAAGAGCGGCCGCGCGCUGGUGCGUCCGAGCGAGCACGCGCUCGUGGACAACGACGGCCUGUACGACCCGGAUUGCGACCAGCAGGGCAGCUUCAAGGCGCGCCAGUGCAACCAGACGUCCGUGUGCUGGUGCGUGAACUCGGUGGGCGUGCGCCGCACCGACAAGGGCGACCAGAGCCUGCGCUGCGACGAGCUGGUGCGCACCCACCACAUCCUCAUCGACCUGCGCCACCGCCCGGACACCCGCGCCUUCAACCACUCGGACCUGGACGCCGAGCUGCGGCGGCUUUUCCGGGAGCGCUACCUGCUGCACCCCAGGUUCGUGGCUGCAGUGCAUUACGAGCACCCCACCAUUCAGAUCGAGCUGCAGCAGAACGCGUCGCAGAAGGCCGCCGGCGACGUGGACAUCGCCGAUGCAGCCUACUACUUCGAGAGGGACGUCAAGGGCGAGUCGGUGUUCCCUGGCCGCGGCGGCCUAGACGUGCGCGUGCGCGGAGAGCCCCUGCUGCUGGAGCGGACGCUCAUCUACUACCUGGACGAGAAGCCCCCCCAGUUCUCCAUGAAGCGCCUCACCAGCGGCCUCAUCGCCGUCAUCGUGGUGGUCGCGGUGGCCCUCGUCGCCGGCGUGGUUGUCCUGGUGGUCACCAACCGGAGGAAGUCUGGGAAAUACAAGAAGGUGGAGGUCAAGGAACUGGGGGAGAUGAGAAAGGAACCGAGCUUGUAGGUACCGGUGGGGCUGGGGUCCGGUGGGGUAUCAGAUUUCAGCAAGGUCCCAGACCCAAAUGAGUCAUGCCUCUUGCCUGAUUCUUGGCCCCAAGGGGACAUUUCUCCUCCCAAGCCCCUGCCCCCCACCCACAUGGCUACCAAAUGUUAAUAGAUCCUAUUCUCAGGGUCACCUCUCUUUCUGACUGCUCUCCUGAAAGAAGCAUUUCUAAAAAUCCUUCCUUUUCAGUCCAACCAGAAACCUUAUUGGAAGACUAAGGGAAGUUUGGCAUAGGGUUAUGUAUAAGAAUCUAGUGUCUGUAUGACAACCCAGCAUCGUUUACAAGUGACGCAAUCGAUGUUGAAGGCUUAAAUGCGUUUAGGUGGGAAACAGUGCUUUUACUGACUUGGGUUUAAGUUAUUUGAUUAGCUCCACUUGUAUCGUGACCUUCCUGAUGAGGAGUUUGCUAAUUGGGCCUGUGUAGUAUCCUCAUUUACCAUCGUUUGUAUUACCGACCACAUAUUCGUGUCACUGGGAAAGAAGCCUCUUUCAGCUGUUUCCUUUUAGAUGUCUUUGUUGGAAGGCAGACUGUGGCCCAGAAACUCAGCAUCUGUUCUUCAGCUUGCCCUUCUUACAGCUGCUAUUAAUAACGUUUCUUUUGUAAAAUGUUUGUACAUAGGUUGUCUUUGAUAAUGCUGUUGUGAUUUUUUUAAAACACGAAUUUAAUAAAAAUAUGGAAAAGA
Messenger RNA from Phacochoerus africanus (Common warthog), 1821 nucleotides. It is a transcript of the gene TACSTD2, whose product is annotated as tumor associated calcium signal transducer 2. Bases 128 to 1099 code for a protein of 323 amino acids. The record is from RefSeq and is a predicted model, not a curated record. Gene Ontology annotation, cellular component: membrane; nucleus. NCBI's taxonomy places the organism in Eukaryota, Metazoa, Chordata, Mammalia, Artiodactyla, Suidae. The transcript has a single exon. Gene Ontology annotation, biological process: positive regulation of stem cell differentiation.